Molecule: messenger RNA, 522 nt
Organism: Adineta ricciae
Lineage: Eukaryota; Metazoa; Rotifera; Eurotatoria; Adinetida; Adinetidae
Source: the annotation of a GenBank genome assembly
AUGAAUGAACCCGAUGGCGACCGUUCAAGAGUGCGCGAUGUUCAAGAAGGCGAAGUGCGCCGAAAUAUUAUUGAUCAAGAACGAAAAAAUGAUCCAACGAAACGAAUAAUAACUUUUACUUUGAAUAGCGAUGGUAUUGUUCUGAAGAAAUUCAGUCGCUCGGUCUGGAUUUCCUGUAUGGUUAUCAACGAACUGCCACGCAGUGUUAGAUAUGAUAGUAAUAAUAUUAUACUUUGUUCUGUAACUAUGGGAGGUACCAAACCGAAAAAACAACAUUUUCAAAGCAUCAUCGUUGAUUGGGUACAAGAAUUGCGCCAGCUGGAAUUCGGUUUCUACAUUUCUCCUCCAAACUUCAAUGGUAACUUCACUAAGGUACACGCGUAUCUCAUUGCUGCGACACUGGACAAACCCGCUCAAGCACUUUUGCUAAAUUUAAAUGAACCUACGGGUUAUUACAGUUGUGUCAAAUGCACAAUUCAAGGUAAAACCAACAUGCCUACCCAAGCACAGUUGCUAAAUUAG